Molecule: messenger RNA, 1198 nt
Organism: Toxotes jaculatrix (banded archerfish)
Lineage: Eukaryota; Metazoa; Chordata; Actinopteri; Toxotidae
Product: probable thiopurine S-methyltransferase
Exons: 9
Coding region: 209-997 (262 amino acids)
Molecular function (GO): thiopurine S-methyltransferase activity
Source: RefSeq, a predicted model, not a curated record
CCUGCCAGGCAGUACUUCCUUAUAUUUUCUGGUACCUUUUCUACGAUUGCCAAGGCAAAGGACCGCCUGACAGACCUACCUGAGGACAAUAGGUCCCCAUAUACGUUACGCCGUAUUGAUUGAAGCUGUCCUGUGCAUCUGGUGUGCUGCCGAGCAAAUAUUAGCUGUUUCUCAGAAAAGGUACGGUUUUUGGUUUGAGUUUACAAACAUGUGGGCUUCAGGAUUUCUCUUAGAAAUGCUGUGGUUGGUUUUAUUCCAGGCUGCUGCUAGUUGGGGUCAGGCAAACAUAACCAGCAUGCUGGCACCGCAGGCCGAUCGGGUCAUGGCACUUGGAGAAUGGCAAGAACGCUGGCAGGAGGAGAGGAUUGGCUUCCAUCAACCUCAUGUGCACAAGAUGCUGGAGAACAAUAUUGAUAAAGUCCUUGCUGGACGGACAGGAGUUCGCUUCUUCAUCCCUCUCUGUGGGAAAACAGUGGAUAUAAAGUGGCUGGCAGACAUGGGCCAUUCAGUGGUUGGGGUGGAGAUAUCUGAAAAGGCUGUAAAACAGUUCUUUGAGGAGAACAACUUGACGUACAGUGAGGAGCCUGUCCCUGCCGUACCUGGAGCAAAGGUUUACAAGAGCUCAGAGAAAAAUAUCUCCCUCUAUCAGUGUGACCUGUACAACUUCUCCAGUUCCAUCGAGGGUCAGUUUGGGGCAAUUUGGGACAGGGGAUCUCUGGUGGCUAUCAACCCAAAAGACAGAGAAAAGUAUAGUUCUCUCUUAAUUUCCCUCAUGGCCAAAGACUGCAGAUACCUUUUGGACACUUUGCUGUACAAUCCUGAAUUAUAUAAAGGUCCUCCCUUUUUUGUGCCCGAUGAGCAAGUGCACAGCCUGUUUGGGGAAAGCUGUGAUAUCGAGCUGCUGCAGUCGAUGGAUGCCUUGACAGACAGACAGCGAGAAUGGGGGCUGGACUAUCUGACGGAAAAUGUACAUCUCAUCAUUCCAAAGAGCAGUUAAAAAAUAUGUUGUACAUUUAGAGAGAUUAGAAAAGCUGAUCUUUGACAUUUUAUUGCAAACACAGGUCCACGUUUUUUAUGCUUAGAGAGAGAGAAUUUCUAAAAACUGUUUAUAAAGGAACUGUAAGUAUUGAGACUUUUGAAUACUAGACAAAAUAAAACAUGUUUGUAAUAAAAUGCAAAUAAAAAGUAAGAAAAGUGA